AUGUUGGUCCUGAUUGGCGUGUCUCCCUGUGGGCCAACUUGCAGCCUGGGAGAAGCCCUGAGGAGCUCCAUCUACCAUCUCGCUUGGUGAUGAGUUCUGGAGCACUCAAAAAUAUUUUGUGAUAUUUUGGUUGCCCAAAUAAAGGUCAUGCCCUAUGGAGGACUUGCAGGAUGAAGCCACUGCAGGAUGAAGGCGAAGGGGAGAUGGAGUCAUUGAAACCAAAGGCUUCUGCAGCUCUCAAUUGGGAGAGCUGUCUGAAGCUAACUCCCCACAAAAAUCUGGGGCCAUUGGGUCAUCUUCAGACGGAGAGGAUGCAGUGAUUCUGGACACUGUGCCCAUCCAGAGGUGUCACAUGAACACAUUGUUUUCAACAGUAAAAUGAAAAGGGGGCAAUUGCUAAUGCCAGAUUCAUGCGGUUUUCAAGGUGGCUUAGAAAGGAGAACUUGAAUUUGACAGUGGACCAGGCCAUGGCAAUAGAAGCCUCCUUACUGUAGCCUUUUGUCCGCUCACUAUGAAUGAGGACUUGCUCCAGGAUGACUUCUUGGACCAGCAGGAAAACUGGUUGCCGGCCAACUUGGCCGAAAUUGAGAACCGGGAAGGUGAUACUCUUGAGCAGAAUGGUACCUGCGAAGAAGCCGCCGCACAGAUACGUUGUGGUGGAAGUACAGAAAGUAGCUCCAUUGGAAAUGAGUCCAUCGGGACCAGCACUCACUGCCUUGAAUCAAAUGGCAGCUUGGCCAGAAAUCCUGAUGGGCAGGACAGAUCUGUAGGUGGCAGUGGUAGCAGCAGCAGCUGCAGCAGCGAGCUGCUUUGUUGGAACCAAAGUAAUAAUAGAAAGCUGAAGCUGCUGAUCCAGGAAAUGAAACAAUAUCUCCCUGCAGAGCAGGUGGAGAGUUGCAGCAAGGCCAGCUCCCUCUGUGCCCUGAACUACGCUCUCAAGUGUGUCCAGCAGAUCCAAGCUGACAACAAAGUUUCUAAGGCUUUUGGUAAGCAUGGAGCACAUCAGACCGAUGCCCCUGUGUAUGGAGUGGAAGAGCUGGCAGCCAUCAUGUCUGAGCACGCCCCCAAAAACACAGACACCUUUGUAGCCAUCUUUUCAUUGCUCUCCGGGCGGACAGUGCAUGUCUCUGAGCAAGCCGCCUCUGUCCUGAAUUGCAAAAGGAAAUACUUGGAGUCCUGCCGCUUUGCAGAGCUGUUGGCUCCCCAGGAUGUGGGCGUCUUCUACACUCACACCAACCGGGCUCACCUGCCACUUUGGAACACGGAGGCCCCAAAAGACUCACUUUAUGAAUAUGCACAAGUGAAGUCCUUUUUCUGUAGACUAAGGGGAGGCAAAGGUCAGGACCGAGAGAAGCACUACUACCCAUUCCGGAUGACCCCUUAUUUGAUCAACUUCUCUGUCUCUGACCCCAGUGGGCCGAUGUCUUGUUGCUUGGCUCUCGCUGAAAAAAUCCACUCUGGCUAUGAAGCUCCUCGAAUUCCUGUAGAAAAGAGGAUCUUCACCACCACUCACACCCCAGGCUGUCUCUUUCUGGAGGUGGAUGACAGGGCGGUGCCUCUGUUGGGAUAUCUGCCCCAGGAUUUGCUUGGGACGUCCAUCUUGCAGUACCUUCACCCGGACGAUCGACCCAUCAUGGUAGCCAUUCAUCGUAAAGUUCUGAAGUUUGCGGGCCGCCCUCCCUUCGAGCACUCGCCCAUCCGAUUCUGCACUCAGAACGGGGACUACGUCAUCCUGGAUACCAGCUGGUCCAGUUUUGUGAAUCCGUGGAGCCGGAAGGUCGUCUUUAUCAUUGGGCGGCACAAAGUCAGAACGAGCCCUCUGAAUGAAGAUGUCUUUGCAGCAAGAAGCAAGGGGAUGAACAGGGUUGACAAGGAGAUCUGGGAGCUCCAAGGACAGAUCUAUAAGCUGCUUCUGCAACCUGUUUAUAGCAACGGUUCUAGCGGUUAUGGAAGCCUUAUUAGCAAUGGAUCUUACGAGCACUAUAUCAGUGUGGCGUCUUCCAGUGACUCCAAUGGGAACUGUGCAGAGGAAAUACAGAGAGAACUGAUGUCCUUACAGCAGAUCUUUGUGGAUGCCAACAGACUCAAGAAUGUGGGUCAGCAGCUGUACAUUGAAUCACACAGUAAGCCUCAAGAGGAGACUCCCAAGGCAGAGCAACCAGGAGACCAAAACCCGGGUGCUCCCCCUUUGACUCUCAUUGACCCACCAGCUGAAUCUUGUGAUGUUUUGAGAAGCACCAACCACGUCCUGUCCUAUCAGCAAAUUAACUGUAUGGACAGCAUCAUAAGAUACCUGGAGAGUUGCAACAGUCCCGCCCUGAAAAGGAAGUGCGAGUCCUCUACCAAUGCAUCUUCUUCAUCCUCCGAUGACGACAAGCAGGCUCACCUAAGCCAGAAUGACAAGCAAAUCUUGGAAGAUGCUGCCGAGCUGCCCUUGGUUGAUUCCCAGCCACCUGCGACGCCCAACCUGGAAGGCGAUGUAGAGCAGCAGGCCCCAGCGAGGGUGGUGGGUGGCGCUGCUGCAAUGACUGACCUGGCGCUGACUGCCAAAGCAUUGAGUGUGGUGUCCGCAACCAGCCAGUGCAGCUACAGCAGCACCCUGGUCCACUUCCCACACCCGGAGUCAGAAGCCACGGCACUCGAAGAAGCCACUCUGCAAGGUGAGCAGGUGGAGCCAUCGCUGGCCAACCCCACGCCCAGCGCAGCUGGGGCUGGGGCUGGAGCCACCCUGGAGGAAGUCAGGCUAGUGGGGCUGACCAAAGAGGUCUUGUCGGCUCACACACAGAAGAAGGAGCAGGAAUAUGUGGACCGCUUCCGCCAGAGGGCCUUGCUGUCCUCAUACCGGCCAGCCUACCUCCAGCACGGAGCGGCCAGGAGCAGCCAGCCUCCUUCCCAGGACCAAGACGAUGUCUCUCCAAAGCAGACCAGGCCGGUGGGCUGGAAAAGGAAGACCAAGCCGGGGAAGUUCAAGCGCCAGAAACCACUGGGCUCCCCCGACAGCAGGAGUGGUGCUUGGGAGGCAGACGCUUCCCAGGGACCCCACCCUGGGGCCCCGAGCUUCACCCUCCCUGCCGAUCCUUAUGCAGCAACGCCUGGUUUCCCCGUCGCCUCUCUGGGAGGGGGCCCUGUCUUGCUGCCUUCUGCCACUGCAGCAGCCCCAGCCACACCACCUUACCUGCCCUGCAGCAUCCAGCCCCUCCCAGCAUUCCCUGCUCCAUACAUGGGCGGCUUCAUGACUGUCCUCUUUCAGAAUUUCCCAGCGUACCCUCCGCCACUUCCGCCGCCUCUUUUCGCCCCUCCGCCUUCCUUCCCUGCGCAGCUCUUCCGCUGCCCCUCUGCUGCUUCCUACCCCUGCCCUGUGAUGCCCCCGGGCCCUCCUUCCGCUCUCCCCGUGGCACCGCCAGGCCCCAUGGAGCACCCUUCGCCCCCCUCCACCCCAGUGUCUGCUGCCGAGGAAGAGCAGCCUGCAUCCUCGGGGGACCCGCCCCACCAGAGGCUCUUCAGCAACUCCCGGAGCAGCUCCCCUCUGCAGCUGGACCUGCUUCAAGAAGAGCUGCCCAAACCCCUGGAGCUGUCCGGCACAGCACAGGCCCCCCUGGCAGGCACAGGAGCCAUGUGUGAUGAGGACGGGGAGGACAACAUGAACAAUGACAGCCACUCUGUCUCCAGUGAGUUCUUCGACCUUUUGCUACUGGAAGAUUCCCAGUCUGGAAGUAGCUCAGCGGCCUCUGGCAGUGGGUCUGCCGAGUCCAGCUCCUUGGUCUCUGGGUCCAACGGCUCCAGCUCCAACGAAACGUCUGGUUGUGGCACAGGCAGCGGAAACAGCAGCAAAUACUUUGCCAGCAAUGAUUCCUCUGAGGUCUCAAAAAGGGGGAAGAACAGCCAAGAAGGAGGAGAAGAGAUGGAACGGCCACCGCGGCCAGCCAGGUUGGUGUGGAGGACAGUGAAUAGUUUGCCCGAACCAAUCCAGAUGACCUACCAAAUGCCAAAGCGAAUUGCAGAGGAGGUGCUGAAAGAGGACCUGGAGAAGCUGGCCACCCUGGAGAGCAAGCAGCCCUGUUUCUCGGAAGGGCAGAAGGAGGAGCUGGCAGAGGUCCACCCCUGGAUUCGCACCCAGACUGUCCCUCAAGAAAUUGACACCCAAGGCUGCAUCAUGUGUGACAACAGGAAUGCCGGCUUGACUGUUGUUGCCGGGCUAGAAGACAGAGAUCCUCAAGAGGAGGACAGCAAGGACCUCCUUGAUGAGACACUGCUGCUUCCACUACAGGCACCGCCCUAGAGAAGCCCGCCCUUCCUGGUCCCUUGACCCGGCUCAUCUUUCCCUCUGGCUCUCCAAAAUGCUGGUUCCAAAGGCUCACCCCUCACACCACUCCAAAAUUUCUGAAAAUAUGGCAACUAAUACAGUGGUACCUUGGGUUACAUACACUUCAGGUUACAUACGCUUCAGGUUACAGACUCCGCUAACCCAGAAAUAAUACCUCGGGUUAAGAACUUUGCUUCAGGAUGAGAACAGAAAUCCUGCUCUGGCAGUGCGGUGGCAGCAGGAGGCCCCAUUAGCUAAAGUGGUGCUUCAGGUUAAGAACAGUUUCAGGUUAAGAACGGACCUCCAGAACAAAUUAAGUACGUAACCAGAGGUACCACUGUAGUUGGUUCUUGUUUGAGACAAAGUGGCAAGGGCCCCUCUAUAAAUGACCAGUUGGUUCCCAGAAUCCAUGAGUAGUUAGGUGCGCAUGUGCUCAUCACACACACACACACACACACACACACACACACACACACACCGCCACCGCCGCCAAUGGGGCUUCCCCAUUGGAGCUGGAUUAAUGCCUGGAGAUCAUCAGGCCGGAUCUCGUCCAGUCCUUCCUUUUCAUGGCAGAGAGCCAGAUUUUCCUCUCUCCCACCCCUGGAGGGCCACCCACCUGUCAAUCACCUUAGGUCGUAGCAGUGUCAGGUGAUGCUUUUCUGUUUGAAGCCAACUGCGGGGUUUUCAGGCAGUUCUGUGUAGACGGUGCUCCUCUCCUGCCACUACUUUUGUUGAAUCAAUUUUGGCUCACCAUAUUAGGGUUAUCAUCGUCGAGGGCUGUCAGUUUUUCAGAAGUAGAAAUAGCAGCAUUUUAAACUGACAAAACUCUUCCUGGAGUUCCCUCAUUUCUGCCUUUGAAUUACACCCAGGAUCUGCCUUCUCAUGGCUUGGUGUGAUGCCAGGCAGUUAGCCGGGAAAGGAAGGGAGAGUUAUUUUUCCCCUCCUUGGGAACCACUUUCUUAAAGAAGAAGAAGAAAAAGUUGUCACCAACUAAGUUUUCUUCAGAGUAGUCCCAUUAAUGCACCUAACGUAGCCAGGACAUUUUAACUUCUGUGGACCUACUCUGAGUAGGACUCAUGUGCUACAACCCAGUAUAUAUAAUGUUGAUGCUGCUGAUAGAGACCAUGUCACCUGCAGCAGCUCAGGAGGAUUUGCUCUAGGAAUGGGACACACACACACACACACCCAUUGCAAGCCACAAUGUAGGAUGUAUAGUUCCAAUUAGUUAUCAGUGGGAUUUAUAAACUGGUUUUGGGGCAAUAAACUUGUUUGUACCAUACUUUUCAAUAUGUGCGUUUUUAAAAGGUGACCUGUUUGUGUGUGAGAUGGGGAGAAUUUUUCUCUUUUUGAAACAAAAUAAAAUGUGAAAAUCUU
Podarcis raffonei (Aeolian wall lizard) is the source of this 5677-nucleotide messenger RNA. It is a transcript of the gene PER3, whose product is annotated as period circadian regulator 3. The coding region runs from base 512 to 4279 and encodes 1255 amino acids. Gene Ontology annotation, molecular function: transcription corepressor binding; transcription cis-regulatory region binding. Gene Ontology annotation, cellular component: nucleus; cytoplasm. The transcript has 22 exons. Gene Ontology annotation, biological process: entrainment of circadian clock by photoperiod; negative regulation of transcription by RNA polymerase II; circadian regulation of gene expression. The record is from RefSeq and is a predicted model, not a curated record. NCBI's taxonomy places the organism in Eukaryota, Metazoa, Chordata, Lepidosauria, Squamata, Lacertidae.